GGCUCGCCCCAGCCCUGCCCCUGCUUCUUGCUGGCCCUCGCCCACGCCUCCGUGCCCGGGGAUGGCCUUUUGACACGCCUCCCACACGCACUGCUCUCUCAGGGCUCCACACUUGAAGGGGUAGCCGGAGGGAAGGGGCUAAUCAUUGUUUGAGCGCCUACUGUGUAACAUGUAACCCUCACUACACCCGCGAGAGGUAGGUACUUUCUGAGCCCCGGUCUAGAGUUAAGGACAUCGAGGCAGAUGGUGCCCCGACUUCUCUCUCGAGCAACUAGCUAUGCGGUGCCAAGAGCUGACCGGGUUUGACUCGCCCUCCCCAAUUGAAUGCCAGUUUAUGUUUGUGCCCUUCAGCCCCUCUCCAGACAUGGAAGGCCAGAUUCCUUAUGAUGAUUAUCCGGUGGUCUUCCUGCCCCCCUAUGAGAAUCCCCCAGCCUGGAUUCCUCCUCAUGAGAGGGUCUACCACCCAGACUACAACAAUGAAUUGACCCAGUUCCUGCCUCGGACUAUCACACUGAAGAAGCCCCCUGGAGCCCAGUUGGGUUUUAACAUCCGUGGGGGAAAGGCCUCCCAGCUGGGUAUCUUCAUCUCCAAGGUGAUUCCUGACUCAGAUGCACACCGGGCAGGACUACAGGAAGGAGACCAGGUCUUGGCAGUGAAUGAAGUAGAUUUCCAAGACAUUGAACAUAGCAAGGCUGUGGAGAUCCUGAAGACAGCCCGGGAGAUCAGCAUGCGGGUCCGAUUCUUCCCCUACAACUACCAUCGCCAGAAGGAGAGGACUGUGCAUUAGGAGCUACACCCAUCCCCUGCAUGUAAACUCGACCUGGAACACCUGACUGACAUAGGAAGCGCCUGGGAAAGCCUGCACUGAACCAGACCUCAGCCUGCACUGCCCUGGCUUACACUGCACUUUUCUUCAUUUUCUAGAUGGGCUUCAGGCCUAGUAAAGGCAAGGGAACGUUUUCAGGGUGGGGAGAAUCCCCUUCCUCUGUGCCAGCAUUGAUCUGAGACAGGAAACCCAAUGGAAACUUCACCUUUCUUCCCUCCCUGAACCUCUCGCCCCCUCCCCCCCAUCCCUAGAGAAAUAAAAGGAAAAUCUGGA
This is a messenger RNA of Gracilinanus agilis (Agile Gracile Mouse Opossum), 1099 nucleotides long. RefSeq names its product PDZ domain containing 11 (gene PDZD11). Gene Ontology annotation, cellular component: synapse; cell-cell junction; basolateral plasma membrane. The record is from RefSeq and is a predicted model, not a curated record. The coding region runs from base 278 to 787 and encodes 169 amino acids. The transcript has 6 exons. NCBI's taxonomy places the organism in Eukaryota, Metazoa, Chordata, Mammalia, Didelphimorphia, Didelphidae. Gene Ontology annotation, biological process: neurotransmitter secretion; maintenance of epithelial cell apical/basal polarity; protein localization to basolateral plasma membrane. Gene Ontology annotation, molecular function: protein binding.